Thlaspi arvense is the source of this 2703-nucleotide messenger RNA. Lineage: Eukaryota; Viridiplantae; Streptophyta; Magnoliopsida; Brassicales; Brassicaceae. The record is from the annotation of a GenBank genome assembly.
UGUUUUUCUAUUUGUUGUUCGUGAGAUAGAAAAGGAAAGAAAGAAGGCGAAAAGCAGGCAUAAAAAAGCAAAGAUUCCCGCUGACUCCGUCUCUCUGCGCUGGGAUUAGGAAGAUAGAGCCCAAAGUUUUUUUUUAGGGUUUCUUUGUUGAUUUCCUCGAGCCGGAAAAAAGCUUUUGUUAUUCGUUUUUGCCGAUCGUAUUGAGCUAGGUCUCGGCGAGAUUAUGGCGUCGUCUUCAGCUUCGGCGACGGUGGCCGUCGAUAAGGCUACCAGCGAUCUUCUGCUAGGUCCUGAUUGGACCACGAACAUGGAAAUCUGCGAUUCCGUCAAUUCGCUUCACUGGAACAUCUUAACGUGCUGCAUCUUUGCUAACGAGUUUGCGCCUAUUGAAUUGCUCAGGCAGGCUAAAGAUGUCGUUAAAGCUGUGAAAAAGAGGCUGCAACAUAAGAGCCCGAGAGUUCAGCAGCUUGCUCUGACGCUUUUGGAGACGUUGGUGAAGAACUGCGGAGAUUAUUUGCACCAUCAAGUUGCAGAGAAGAACGUGUUGGGGGAAAUGGUCAAAAUUGUGAAGAAGAAGGCGGAUAUGCAAGUAAGGGAUAAAAUAUUGGUCAUGCUGGACUCUUGGCAGCAGGCUUUUGGAGGUCCAGAGGGAAAAUAUCCGCAGUAUUACUAUGCAUACGAUGAGUUAAGGCGUUCUGGAGUUGAGUUCCCUCGGCGUUCACCUGAUGCGUCCCCUAUAAUAACACCACCAGUGAGUCAUCCAACGUUAAGACAGCCUCAGGGGGGUUAUGGAUCACCGCAUGCUGGUUACGGAGUACCGCAAGCAGGUUACGGAAUGCCUCAAGGUGGUUAUGGAGUACCGCAAGCGGGUUAUGGAGUACCUCAAGCGGGUUAUGGAGUUCCUCAAGCGGGUUAUGGAGUUCCUCAAGCUGGUUAUGGAAUACCUCAAGUUAAUUAUGGAAUGCCCAGUGGUUCGUCGAGAAGGCUUGAUGAAGCAAUGGCAAGUGAGGUUGAGGGCUUAAGUUUGUCAAGUCUUGAGACCAUGAGGGACGUGAUGGAUCUCUUGGGCGACAUGCUACAAGCUGUGGAUCCCAGUGACCGUGCGGCUGUGAAAGAUGAAGUCAUUGUUGACUUGGUCGAGCGUUGUCGUUCCAAUCAGAAGAAGCUUAUGCAGAUGCUAACUUCCACUGGGGAUGAUGAACUUCUAGGCCGGGGACUCGAUUUAAAUGACAGUCUUCAGACUCUGCUAGCUAGACAUGAUGCAAUAGCUUCUGGUUCUCCUCUGCCAGUUCAGGCUUUGAAACCUGCUACGGAUUCGAGCCCCAAAUCUUCUGAAGCUAAAGAUUCUAGUUCCAUAGCUGGUUCUAGUUCCCCAAUACCCACCACUGUUUCGACGGGAAAAGCCCCAAUUGAUGAGGAGUACGAAGAGGAGGAAGAUGAGUUUGCGCAAUUAGCUCGCAGGCAUUCCAAACCACCAGCGUCUGUGACUACAGACCCCAACAGUUCAGAGUCGCAUAAUGCUCUUGCUCUUGCUCUUGCUCUGCCUGACCCGCCUCCUCCAGUGAACACCACAAAGGAACAAGACAUGAUUGACCUAUUAAGUAUCACACUGUCUACACCGUCAACUCCACCGCCUCCAUCUUUUCAGCCUCCUCCCACUGUCUCAGAUCAAAACACCCAUAUCUAUCCACAGGCUUUGCCACAGUUUGGUAGCUAUGUCGCUCCGUGGGCACAGCAACAGCAACCGCAACAGCCUCAAACAGAGCAGGGCUAUUCGCAACCGCAACAGCCUCAAACACAGCCGGGCUACUCUCAACCGCAACAACCACAACAGUUUCAAACACAACAGGGCUAUUCGCAACCACAACAGCCUCAGACACAGCAGGAGUAUUCUCAACCGCAACCGCAACAGCCUCAAACACAGCAGGGCUAUUCUCAACCGCAACCGCAACAGCCUCAAACACAGCAGGGCUAUUCUCAACCGCAGUCGCAAGCACAGUUCCAGAUGCAACCGCAAAGUAGACCUCAGAACCCGUAUGAAUAUCCUCCUCCGCCAUGGGCUUCGACAUCAGCGAAUGCAUACUAUACCCCACGGGCUAAUGCAACUGCGUCAUACACAGACACAUCGGCCGUAGCCGGGAGAUCACUGCAGCAGUCCAACUCAUUCCCCACAAGAGCCGGAGAUCCCCAGGCUACUUCAGCUGCAAGCAAUCCAGUAGGACAGAAGCCGUUUGUUCCAUCGUACAGACUGUUCGAAGAUCUGGAUGUGUUUGGUAGCACAGAGGGGAAGCAUAACAAUAAGUCUACGAACAGUAAUAAUAAUGCUUCUCAGGCGCAGCAAAGUAUGGUAGGAGGGAGGAAAAUGAUUUAAACAUAAGUGGAUGAUGAUGAUGCUUCGUUAUUUUCCCCAUUGUUAAUAUAAUGGUGUUCAACUGAAUGUACAUUUUUUUCCCUGCUCGUUUGAUUUUAGGAUUUGUUAUGACAUACUAAAAACGCUUUGAUGAGAAUGAGAUUUUUUAUUUUAUUUUUUGCUUUGUGCUCACUUUUCGUUCCCUUUUGUGGAGUCGUCGUGUAACCUGGAUGGAAUGAUAUCAUACACCUGCCUGAGUUAUGUCCAAAUGAUAUGUUUUGCUAAAUGUGAUCUUUAUUUUGUAUUUUUGAAAUGUUUCAUCUUUUUAUUAAUUGCAAAAAUCCUUUCAUGAA